AAGCAACCGGCUGAUUUAGAGGAUCACAGAUCACAUUUUGCUUGAUUUGUAAAUUUCCAAUUUUACUUUCGCUUUGAAUUUCGGAUUUUAAUUUUAGACUUGUAACGUUAUCAAAAUCAUUGCAUCAUGAAGAAGGGCAAGCGCAUCCUUCGCAUCAAAAACAAGAGCGAUAGCCUCGACAAAAACGAGGAGAGCGACACUGAAAUGCAGACUGAGGAGGAUGAGUCCGUUAAAGAAAAGCAGCAGGUUGCGACCAGCAAGACCCACAAUGUCACUGCUCUGAACGAUUUCAAACUACAAUCUCAAAUUUACCUGGACCGUCUGGACGAGACGUACGAGCAACAUGCCCAGGCUCUUCGGUUGCAGUACAAGAAUUUGUUUCUGAUCAUUGAGAAGGACAUUCAGGACCUCACUCUGAGGCAGUUCAAUAGAUUGAAAGAAAGCUACAUGCAAGAGCAAAGUGAAGAAAUGGAGGUCAAUGAAGUGGAUGAAGAGGAAGAACAACCAGUUGUAAGGCUGCAGACGCAAUCACCAAAUGUCACGAGCACCAAGAGGACAAGGAGUUCUAACAAGAAAGCUGAGGAGUUGGUCAAAGUUGUUGAAGUUCCUAUUGAACCUAUACAGGAAAAUGAAAUUGCUGAAGAGGCUGAGAACUCUGAUGAGGAGGACAAGAGAUCUUCCCAACCCAGACAUUCCGAGCUUGUGCCUUACAACCCUAGGAAAACCCGAUCAAUGCUUAGGGUUUCCACUGGAGGUAUCAGCUAUGAAAACAUGCCAGGAAAUAUGCUUACUGGAAUGCAGCACCCGAUGACUAACAUUCUGCUGCAAGAUGGAACGGUGGUACCAUUGAUGCCUCUGCCCAUGAAAUCUAUUGGAAUGUUGCCGGAGAUUUCUCCCAACAUUUUCGAGAACCUCUUGAUGUUGGGAGUAAAUAUCAACAAUGUAGCUCAAGCUUGGGCCAAGCAGCAGAAAGAGUUGGGACCUGUCAUGAAAUCCAUUGCUGCCAAAGUGGCUAAGAAAAAGUGAAAAUAAUAUUCUAAGUUAAUGUCUUUAAAAAUUUGUAAAAUACGUUACUUAAAAAUGGACUGAAAACUGAUUGUGCGACCGAUUGGCCUUUAAAUUAACAGUGAAUUGAAGGCGAUUUACAUUUAACAGGUAGCAAUUCUGGGAUAUGUUAAGAAUGUUAAUAGGCAAAUCCAAAUCUUUUGAAACAGACUUGUUGAAUUGCAUUGAACACAACACACUGAAGAUCUAUGUAUAUACUGAUGCUCUCAUGUGAAAUCUCAACUAAUUUAAUUUUAUCUUUUCAAUAUGUAUUGCAAGAACAAAAAUAUAUUUUUUCUGGAUUAUUAGAUUCUUAAAUAAAGUAUAAGCUGAUUUUAAUUACUAAGCUUUAAA
Molecule: messenger RNA, 1398 nt
Organism: Neocloeon triangulifer
Lineage: Eukaryota; Metazoa; Arthropoda; Insecta; Ephemeroptera; Baetidae
Exons: 5
Coding region: 127-1026 (299 amino acids)
Source: RefSeq, a predicted model, not a curated record